This is a messenger RNA of Odontomachus brunneus, 3645 nucleotides long. RefSeq names its product odorant receptor 13a-like. The coding region runs from base 49 to 1206 and encodes 385 amino acids. Gene Ontology annotation, biological process: sensory perception of smell; detection of chemical stimulus involved in sensory perception of smell. The record is from RefSeq and is a predicted model, not a curated record. Lineage: Eukaryota; Metazoa; Arthropoda; Insecta; Hymenoptera; Formicidae. The transcript has 7 exons. Gene Ontology annotation, cellular component: plasma membrane. Gene Ontology annotation, molecular function: olfactory receptor activity; odorant binding.
AGUGCCGUGCACUCUCCGACUUUCGUUUCCUCGCGUCUUCAUUGACAGAUGAUAUUCACGAGCACGAUCAGUCCGUCGCUGAAAAGCGGACUUCGGUUCCUCAGCGUGUGGCCGGACGUUCCGUAUGCCGCUGUUUUCCGACUGAUUUACAUGUUGUUCAUUCUGGUCGUCCAAUAUUUUCAAUAUUUGUAUGUGUUCGCGCACUUCAAGCUGAGCGAACUGCAGGAUCUCGUGGACAGCUUGCCACCGACUUUAGACUCCAGUUUGACGAUUAUGAAGCUGGUGACGCUUUGGAAGAAUCGUCGCGUGGUUUCCGAUAUACUGACCUCGAUGGACACCGAUUGGCGCGAGUGUGUGAAGGUUGAUCAGCAUUUAGACACGAUGACGGAGAAAGCUAGCGUCUCGCAUUUUUGCUCGAACGCUUUGUUGAGUUUCAAUACGUUCGUCGCGGUGCUCUACUACGUGAGCGAUUAUACGCUCGCUGUCAUGCAUUUCGCGAAGGAUGACAAUGACACAUCACGUCCGUUUCCAAUGAAGAUACUGUUUCCUUUUGAGGCUGAGCAAUCGCCCAUCUACGAACUUCUAGUCGUCGUCUUGUUUCUGCACGCAAUGUUAAACGUGUACACGCUUACCACUUUAAACGCGUUGAUCAUUACUCUGGUACUUCACGCAAGCGGACAAAUUGAUAUUAUAUGCCAAGAGUUCCAAACUACCUCUGAGAAAGCGUCUUAUCAUGGAUCUUCUGAGGGGAUAGGAAUGCUUAUCGAGAAGCAUAAUCGAAUCAUCACAUUUUCCGAGAAUCUUGAUGAACUCUUUUCUUUUAUGGCUUUGAUGCAGAUUUUUUGGAAUACCUUAGUUAUCUGCUCUCUAGGACUCCUCAUUAUAACGUCUGUUCAUAACGAAGCUAGUGUCGGCCUGGUGAGGACCAUAUUUGCUUAUGGCGCAAUAAUGAUGGAAAUUUUUAUCUUUUGUUUCGCCGGAGAAUAUCUUAGUCUUAAGAGUAGAUCACUCGCCGAUGCAGCGUACGACUCUUUAUGGUACAACAUGUCGUCUAGUCAGGGUAAAAAUAUAUUAUUCGUAAUUAUGAGAUCUCAGAAACAACUGACUAUCACGGCAGGAGGGAUCACAAAUUUAUCGUUAGAAGCUUUCACGAAUAUCAUGAAAGCUUCAGCGUCAUAUGUGUCUGUCUUGAAUGCGAUGUAUUGAUACCACUUAAAAACUACUGUAGUACAAUGACGUUAACACUAAAUGGCGUAAUUAGUGUGACAUGGAAAUUUAAAAACUGUUAUCAAUGAAAUUAACUGCAGACUAAACCUUAAUAUCGAUUCAAUGUGCAGUCAGGGAUUUGUACAAGUUACAGAAUCUAUUCUUAUAUUUAAUACGAUAUGUAUCAUAAAUAUUAUUUUGAUGCUUUGUUAUUAUAUGUUGUUAUAUCGUAUAUUAAAAUAAUUUUACCUAUCGAAGAUAUUAUGCAAUCCUGCAUCAUAUAUAUUUCCCGUUGAACUGUCGCUGAAAAAUUUUAGUGGCUCCGCAAAGUCCACGUAACAUCUUUUCACAGCCUGUGAUUGCAACUAAACUUCUAUUUAUACAAGGUAUUUAAUAAGACACGCAAGACUACGUGUAUAGAUAGAUUAGGUCAAGUUGAACAAAAUAUUACAACCACGUAAAAUUUUGAGUUAUUAAUUAAAGAAGAUUGACAAAUGAUCACGCGCAAUACGACAAAUAAACUAUAAUAACGACACCUGCAUUUGUAUGCUAGUAUUAAGUUAACCUGAACAAAAAAGUCCUUUACCAUUUUGCAAAUAAUUGCGUAGAUGUUCAGUUAUUAAUUAAAGAAGAUUGAUGUACUAUUACACACAACUAUACUUCUUUAAUUUUCUUUAAUUUAAUUUAUAACUAAACAUCUAUUUGAUUAUUUGCAAAAUGAUAGAGAGCUUUUUUGUUCAGUUUGACCUAAUAUACAAGAAUACAGCGGCAGGAAUCACCAUCACCGUCUACCGUAUGACGCGUGAUGAUUCACGCAUCUUCAAUCAAUAACUCAAAUAUAAGUUAAAAAUUUUUGUGGUUCUUUGAAAAAUAAUAAAGGAAUUUAUUUUUUUGUUUGAUCUAAUCUAUCUACACAUAUGGUCUUGCGUGUUUUGCAUCAGAUACCUUGUAUAUACUUGGCUUAGAUUGUUUUUGCUUUUGAUAAUCCUCCCAGGUGUGAGGUUGGUAUAAUUUGAAAUCCUGAAACAAUGAAGAAAAUUAAUUGUUCUUAUAUUACAGGUCCUUAGUAUAAAGGAGGUACGAUGUUUCUCCCCUUAUUUAUCUUUUUCAAUCCCAUAACUGCGAUUGUUCAAAAGAGUUUGUGUCUGUUAGCCUUCAUGAUAUGUAGAGAAUACGAAGGUCGUUCUAUCUGCCACUUUUUGACAAGUAAUAAGCAAAUUUGUUUUUACCGUCGAUGGAUCUGAUUUAUCGAACCGGACAGAGCGACUAUUAACGUGCGUGACAUAAACUGCAUUCUGAAUCACGAUUGAAUACAUUGUUCUAAUACAAUUACGGGACAGACAGAUAAUAAGCGUUGCCUCGGAUUACUGUUCGACUACACAUACAUAAUUGCGAUUGGUCGAUUGAGAGAUCCUUGAGCAGAGACGUAUGAUGUUGAGCUUUCUCUAGGAUCGCGAAAUAAUUUCGUGAUAUUAUACUGGCAUAACAACUGCUGAAUGUGCCGGUAUUGACCUUUCGUUGUUCUUAUCAUAGACCAAUUUCCGUUUUCGCCCAAAUCUAUUGUUCUGAGAGCAAUACAUAAUUUCUAUCAUAACAAUUUAAUUUUAACAAUUAAUUAUCUUGUUUCAGAGAAAAAUAAUACUUCCAAUGGAUGUAAGGAGUCCCAGUUUCUCAAUAUACUUUAUCUCAAUACUUUAUCUUUAUCUCAUUACGAUGUCAACAAAUUAAGAUAUCACCUACAUUUAGUAGACAAAGUAGCUCAUAGAUUUAAGGUGACAUUCGAGAUUAAAAUUUUCUAGAUUCUAAUUAUAUUUAAUAUGCAAAAGUUAUAUAUAAUAUGAGCUGGAUUAUAUGUCUUUCUUUGCUUUGUUACCUUAAUAUAUUUACUAAAAUGUUCUUACUCAUAAGUAAACCUAUCCAAAAGUUACACUUUUGUGUAGGUUUAUUUGUUAGAAAAGGCACCUAAUUUUUCAGACAACUUAUUUUAAAAAUUUGCAGUGAAAUUUACAAACAAUUCUGCGCACGUCUACUCAAUUCCACUGAUGCUAUACCAUUUACUUAAUCGACUAGAAAAUUUCGACUAGUCGUGUCCAUUUUUAGCUCAUCGUUUUCCUUGAAUGUUGAUUCAUUCAACAAGCGUAAAUGUGUUCAAAAUGGAAUUGACAUUUUGAGAACUUGACGUUCUGUACUUAUGUGUUUUUAUCAGAAACGCAAUGUUCAUUACUUAAUCAAAUCAAUCUUUUAAUUCAAUUGUUUUAUGUGUUUUUCGUUCUAUAAUAAAACAGUCUGCUCAUGGUGACACCAGUAUCGGGUUAUUGGUGAAAGCUGCUUUUUCUUGCAGCGUCAUACUCACGGAAAUCUUUAUAUUUUGCUUCGCCGGGGAAUAUCUUAGUUUUAAGGGUACCUCAAUCGCCGAUGCUGCCUACGAUUCGUUAUAGU